Molecule: messenger RNA, 1356 nt
Organism: Dermacentor silvarum
Lineage: Eukaryota; Metazoa; Arthropoda; Arachnida; Ixodida; Ixodidae
Exons: 7
Coding region: 85-1356 (423 amino acids)
Source: RefSeq, a predicted model, not a curated record
GGCUGUUGACGGCACAGAUCCACGCAACAAACGUCUGAGAUAGCCAGGUCAAAGCACGGCUAGCCAUAGUCAAGCAGCAACGGAAUGUCACCAUCGUGUAAGAGAGACGUAGGCGUCAGCAUCCUCACUCCACAAUACAUGGGCUUGCUUCAGAGCCUAUGCACACUCAGCAAGCCGAGCGUUAACGAGGUGACCGCUAUCUUCAAGGAAUUCCGGCGUUCUUUGGACGGCAGAAAGCCCAAGCGUUCUUCCACAUCAUCAUCCUCGUCGUUGUCGCCUUCAUCCUGCGCUUCCAAAAAACGUGGUCGCAGGUCUGCUGCCCGUGGGAGUGGUAAUAGUGACAGUGCCGCAGGCGGUGGCUGUGGUGGCGGUGGCAGCAAUGUCGGCUUCGAGCGUUUUUGCUCGUGGAACCCUGACGAAAAUCGUUGUUGGAUCGUGUCCGACCUGCACCUGUGGAACCGCAUUCUGUCCCGGGACUGCAUCGAACUGCGCGAACACAAGUGGGGCGAGCUGACACUCCAGGGGUACGAGUGGCCUGAGAACAAGCCGGAACUCCGGGACAUGCUUUGCGCCUCGCUGCUCAUCCACCUGCUGCUGCGGCAACACAGGUGUGUGACUUGCGUCUUCUUGGAUAUGUCUAUAAGCACGGUUGAAAGGCACGUCAUGUGGCACGCCCUGAGGACUGGCGCCGUCGGUGUCAAGUGGUUCACCUUCAAACCCUACUUCCUCGAUCUGCUCGGUCUGAUAACGUCGGCUGAGACGUCCAUGUGGUCCGAGGCGGUGGCCUCCAUGACGAAGCUCAACAUACUGAACAUUUCCAGCGUCUACUUCUGUGCUGAAGUUGUCCGCAUGCUCGGCGCCUACGUGGAGCAAGCCACUGCACUCAGUACGCUCAAGUUAGUAGAUAUCAAAGCACCUGACGCAGAGGCUGGCAUGUUCUUGGACUGCCUGUCUCGCAACCGGACUGUGAAGGUCCUGUGUGUGCACCAAUCAUUCCUGAUAGCCCGGCAUGGCCAGGCUCUCGCAGACGUCGUCCGAAAUCACGUGACUCUCGAAAAACUUGAAGUGAUGGGCUCAUUGGCCUACACUCCAUCGGCCCUGCUGGCAGCGGCAGUUGUUAGCCAAAGUUUGACGUCGCUCAUGGUGCAUACAUGUUCGAUUCGCUCCAAGGACAUCAAAGCUAUGGCCUCCGCUUUGACGCUACACCCGCCGUCUCCUGAGUUCAAAGGCGAUAGCUCGACAGCGAUGGCGCCACCUACGCCAACUAGCCGUCUCGAGGAGCUCAUCUUUCUCAACUGCGCACCUUGUGACUCGCAUCUGGAGGAAGCAUACGCGAACCUCAUUGGAGGCAAGUAG